Symbiodinium sp. CCMP2456 is the source of this 1527-nucleotide messenger RNA. NCBI's taxonomy places the organism in Eukaryota, Dinophyceae, Suessiales, Symbiodiniaceae. The record is from the annotation of a GenBank genome assembly.
AUGGCUGCGAUUGCCGGUGACUUCGAUCAGCAGGUGCGGAAACCACGCAAGAAGCCUCCGUGGAAUACUGGGCACUACUACGACGAGAACGAUGUGGUGGGCCGAGUGCGCACAGUGGUGAGGAGUGCGAAGAUACGCCAGCAGCUGCUGGCAGAGGGCAAAGAGCCCGGCGUCCUCCUGAAGAGGGACAGGGACCAGGAGGUGAAAUUCUGGAGAUCGGUCUUCGACAAGUAUGACGCGGACAGUUCCGGCGCUCUGGACUUUGAGGAAAUCACCGACGUUGUUCGCGAAGAUCUGAAGAUCUCCGAGCGGACGCUGUCUCGAGUUGAGUUGAGGGACUUUUAUUCCCAUUUGGACCUGAAUGGCGACAUGGUGGUCGACUGGCACGAGUGGCUUGACUUCGUCUCGCAGGGCAAGCUACGUGACACACGGCCGAUUGAUCAGGUCCUCACCGAGGUGGGCGCCGCCCUCCGGCUGGGGCUGCGGCGACGUGGCCUGAAGCCAAACCAGGUGGAGCAGUACAUCCGAUCCAUUCCCGAGGUCACAGAAGUUGUUGACGUCGCGCUUUUCUUCAAGAUCUUCCGAAGGGGCCUGGUCAUCAGCCGUCAUGAUUGUCCAGAUGACAACUUGAAGCGGACCUUCGCGAGCUUGUCUGAUGGUGCAUCUCAUGUCCCGCUCCAAGACGUUAUUGAAUUUCUCACGAUCUCGUGUUUGGCGAUGAAGACGAAGGAGAUCGGCAUGGGGACUACUUUUCCGGGCCUAAUUGGUGGCAUGCGGCAUCUUCUGCCCCGGCGUGAGCCGCACAGCCGACCCGGGACCUUUCCCUUCGGGGGCACGGUGAGUGGCCCCACGGCAGUCCCUUUCGCGUUGAACGGGCGAAGGUUGCCACCAACUGGCAGGCUUUCAUUGAAGCUGUUCCCAACAGAGCGUCAAGAGCGGACCACCCUCCGCCCCGUCGUUUCCUGUCCAGACUUGGCAAACCACGAUGCCCAGCAGCUGCACUUCUCCGAAGCGACACUUGCAGCUCUCGAAGCGGCGCAGGCGAAGAGUGAGGAAACCCAACCCGUUUUCGCGCCGCCACCGUCACCGAAGUCUCCAUCGCUGGCUUCGCCACGGGCGCCCUCGCGAGGAGGCAAGCGCGAGCGUGGCGAGCGCGCGGAGCGUGCCCCGGUGGACGCCUCGCAGCUCGCAGCAGAGGCUGCGCAGACCUUGGCAUCCGAUGAGGCAAAGCCGAAGGCGAUGACGCGCACAUUCGACAUGGCAAUGGGUGCGGCGAAGUCCUUACAGGAUAAGGCUACGUCGGACCCCUUCGCGGUUUUCCUGAAGGUUACUGCCGCGGCGGAGACUGCAAAAACGCCGCCAGCCAAGGCUCCAAGGCCGAAGAGGUGCCCGGUUGAGUCUUCCAGCGACACCUACCGCGUGAUCGUGGGCAAGGAGUCCCUGAACAGAGUCGAGCGUCGACUUUUCGAGGCGGGUGUCGAUGUCCGUGGGGGAUAUCACCGCCACCUGAACAGACCAGUGCUGUGA